AUGGCCGGAAACCUCACCAAGUUUGGCAAUCAGCUGAGGCAGAAAGAAAAGCUGGAUAGAGUCGCAGAAUUAAAAGGCACAAAGCAGACAGCAACGUGUUCAGCUGCUAGCACAUCAUCUCAUCCUGUCAAGAGAAAAACUAUUGACACAGAAAAUACAGACUUGAAGAGAGUGAAAGGUGAAGACGAAAAGCCGCAUACCUCUACAUCUGGGCUACCAGCAGAUUUCUUUGAUGAAACACAGCAAGAUAGUGCAAAUGAACAGCUUUCAAAGGGUCCAGGUCCCAGUUUAUUGUCAGGAAAUUACGAUGAUGACGACGAUGAAGAAGAAGAGGUACCAGAUGAAUCAAACAAAUCUUCUGUUAUGCAUAAAACUGAAAUUCCACCUCCAACUCAAGAAGCAAUAGCUGAUUCUCUGCCUGCAGACUUCUUUGACAGCAAAACUACAGCUGCUCCUAUAGUUUCCCAUUCAGGAUCCAUACAGAAAGCAGAGAUACAAGAGAAGAUAGUGGAAAGGAAAGAAAACACUGCUGAAGCUUUGCCAGAAGGUUUCUUUGAUGAUCCUGAAGUGGAUGCAAAAGUGCGGAAAGUUGAUGCUCCAAAGGAUCAGAUGGACAAAGAAUGGGAUGAAUUUCAAAAGGCAAUGCGACAGGUCAACACAAUUUCAGAAGCAAUAGUGGCAGAAGAGGAUGAGGAGGGACGACUAGAUCGUCAGAUUGGAGAAAUUGACGAGCAGAUUGAAUGUUACCGCCGUGUUGAGCUUUUGCGUAACCGCCAGGAUCUGAUGAAGGAGAAGUUAAAGGAAGCCAUGAGAUUAAGAGCAGCACAAGAGAAAGAGGAUGAGGCUAUUGGUAGCGAAGAUGAAGAAGAAUUGCAGGAUUUGCUGUCUCAAGACUGGCGGGUGAAAGGGACUUUGUUGUAGCACUUCUGCAACGUGACUGAUAUACUUGUUAUCUGUGAUGUUACUUCCAUUCUUAGAAGUGGGAUGCUUUUGUUAAAUAUUUAUUUAAAAAGGAUCGUGAGAUGGUAAAGAGCCAAAUGUAUUAAAAAAAUAAUCUUUGUAGAUCUACAAUGGUGUAUUACUUGCUGUAAAAACUGUAUAUUGCAAAUGUUUUACAAUAUUGAAUGUACCUUUCCUAUUAAAAUUAUUAGUUUCCUAC
Messenger RNA from Charadrius vociferus (killdeer), 1159 nucleotides. It is a transcript of the gene ZNF830, whose product is annotated as zinc finger protein 830. The transcript is spliced from 9 exons. Gene Ontology annotation, molecular function: nucleic acid binding; zinc ion binding. Gene Ontology annotation, biological process: mitotic DNA replication checkpoint signaling; nuclear DNA replication; mitotic DNA damage checkpoint signaling. The record is from RefSeq and is a predicted model, not a curated record. NCBI's taxonomy places the organism in Eukaryota, Metazoa, Chordata, Aves, Charadriiformes, Charadriidae. Bases 1 to 921 code for a protein of 306 amino acids. Gene Ontology annotation, cellular component: nucleus; spliceosomal complex.